Thamnophis sirtalis is the source of this 1239-nucleotide messenger RNA. Lineage: Eukaryota; Metazoa; Chordata; Lepidosauria; Squamata; Natricidae. The record is from RefSeq and is a predicted model, not a curated record.
CUGGAGAAGGGCAGCCUCGGAAGAGACGCAGAUGCGGGACGCUGUUAGGUAGCCUUGGAUCCCCGGCGCCGCGCGCUCUGAGCCCGGCCGGAGCGCUUGGCUGAGCAACCGGCUGAGCAAAAUCACCAUCACCGUAAAAGAAGGCGAGCUUUGGAAAACCGAGUCGCGAGCACCUGGUGGGCUGAAUGCAUCGCUUGGGCGUCCGCGGAAGGACCCUCGGCCGCUCGGGGCUUUAGGUCCGUCUCUUCCACCGGGGCUCGUGGCCCGUCCCGGGGAGAGACUAUGCGGUCUGGGAAGCCUCCUCCUUACGUCUUCGCGGUCUUCGGGCUGAGCGGUCUUUCGGCGCUCCUGCUCCUGUUCCUCGGGCAACCUCCGCCGGUUUCCAAACACACGCCGCCGCCGCCUCGGUUUCCCCGCCUGCCUCGUCUCCAGGAGAGCCAUUUCCUCCGGCGCGCCUGCGGGGCUCUGGCUCGGGGGCAGAAAACCUUGGUGUGGGGAAACUCUCUCCGGACGUCCUUGGGCAGAGCCGCUUCCUGCCAAGACUACGUGACGGGGAGUCACUAUGUGACCCGGGUCGUCUCUGCCGAAGCGGCGGCUUUUCCCUUGGCUUACGUCUUCACCCUCCACAAAGAACUGGGCACCUUCGAGCGGCUCUUCAGGGCUGUUUACGCCCCCCACAAUAUCUACUGCAUCCACGUGGAUGAGAAAGUGCCAUCCAAGUACAAGCAAGAAGUGGAGAAAAUAUUGGAGUGCUUCCCCAAUGCCUUCCUGGUUUCCAAAGCGGAGCCUGUGGUUUACGCUGGCAUCUCCAGGCUUCAGGCUGAUUUGAACUGCAUGCAGGACCUGCUGAGAUACCCCGGCUGGAAAUACGUCCUCAACAUGUGUGGCCAAGAUUUCCCACUCAAAACCAACAAGGAGAUUGUCCAGCACCUGAAAAAGUUCAAAGGGAAGAAUAUCACCCCUGGCAUCCUCCCUCCACCCCCCAUAACUUCAAGGACCAGAUUUGUAUACAAGGAGCACAUAGGCAAGCAAGCUUCCUACAUGCAAAGGACUGGGACCCCCAAACCGCCACCUCCCCACAACCUCACUAUCUACUUCGGGUCUGCCUAUAUUGCUCUCACGAGGCCCUUUGUGGAGUUCCUCUUCAAUGACUCCAGGGCCAUUGAUUUGCUCCAAUGGUCCAAAGACACUUACAGUCCCGAUGAACAUUUUUGGGUAACGCUCAAUCGGAUUCCAGGU